CGCCAGAAUUACGAUUCAACGAACUCAAACAGCUCGUAUCAUCCCACAAUCCCACAAACAAUAUAUCUUGGCUUAAAAAAAACUAGCAACGCAUUCCGUACGCAAAAACGACAUAAGUCCAGCAGCCUAGCUUCGGGGUUCUCGAACUUCGAUUGAAGAAAGCCUGGCUAUCUAGGAGUAUAGAUCGACUUGUCGCAAAUUAUUCAAGUCAACCGUUCAACACCCUUCCUUUAUUCCUACAUACCACAUCGACAACUCAACCCAUGCGUCAUUACCUAUCAGGACUGGUUCGUCGCUUCUGGAGGCGUGCUCCAUCUCGUCCUGCGCUGGUAGACAACGAUACGGACGAACAUACUCGGAAAACCACCUCGCAUAUCGCCGUCGAUAACGAGCCUGCCCAUAGACCCAUCGCCUUCGCGGCUCCCACUUAUAAACCUCCUCCUCAAAUACCGUCAUCUCUUAACUCGCCUGCUGGCAAAUCGUCUCUCUCCCAAGGAUCUGACCAGAGAUCGCCCGCUACCCACACGGCCUUCGUUCGGAUGGCAGAAGACCCUGCCGAUCUAUUCUGGACCAACGACCUGAUUAUGUCCGAGGUCUACGCACACAUCGAGUACAAAAGAGAUCUCCUCUCUUGCCUGUUGGCUUCGAAAGAUAACUUUGGGCGAGUUGCGAAGCAUUUGUACCGGGAUCUGAGCAAAGCUUCAAUUCACCGGAUGAUAGAUCUGGGCUGUCCUUACGAACGCUUGGAACCCGUCUUUCGCGCCGUCAAGGCAAUCGAGAUUGAAGAUUACGAUAUCCCAAGCAUCACCGACGGAUCGAUCUUGGACCAAUUCCCCAACGUCGGUUACAUCAGCAUCCGCCACGACAAUUAUUUCAUGGAUGCCACCGCUAUAACCGUUACGCGAUAUAUAGUAUCCGGCGUCAAGAUCUGGAUCGAGCGGGAGUUCCGGCCGGACUGGGAUGAUCUGAGCUGGUUCGGUCUCGAUCUUAAAGGAGCUUCAUCCUCUGCGCUGGUCGAGAUCACAAUCACACCAGGAAACUGCACCUGCGACGCGACAGAUCUGGUCGCGGAAUUGGUCAACCAUGCUCAAUCAGUCUUUGACGGGAAGGCAAAUGGCGAUCGAAGACUUGGGAGCUUAGAGGUUCUCGGACUACCCCGUUCUGUACCCAUAACGGAUUCCGACCUGCGCCUUCUCACGUCUCUCUGUCCGGAACUGCUCGAAUUGUCCGUCGCGCUGGUUGACAACGGACCAGUCCACAGAGGUUCCGCAGUGCUGUCCCACCUAUCCGAGAAGGUUGAGGAUGUCUCCAUCAUCAACGCUGAUUUGGGAUGGUUGCCGAGCUUGAAGUCAUGCAAGAAGAUCUAUCUGGAGUGCAAUACUGCGCCUUCAGCAGAGUGGAUGCUGGAAGAGGCUCUCGAUGUUGUCGCGGGUGUUGAUCCUACCGCUCAGCAGCAUCCGAUCGAUAUUACUUUGAAGCUGCAGUUGCCUGAGCGUAAUAUACCCAGCCCCUUUGCUGUCGCAAAGCUAGUAGACUCCGUGACAACCGAGUCUGUCCUUUUCUGCAAGAUGGAAUAUCCCAGAUAUUGCAGGUAUUACCGGAACGCAGUCUCAACCAUAUUUUCGCACAUCAGGAGGGAAGCAGAAUUGAAGCAGCGGAGGGCGACGAAGAAGACGAAAGGAUAUCGUUUGGUAAAGCCUGCACCUUCUGAUGGCUACGUCAUCCGUAGGCGGUGACUCUCGAACCAUCUUGAACACCCGACUCGACUCGACAAU
Molecule: messenger RNA, 1775 nt
Organism: Filobasidium floriforme
Lineage: Eukaryota; Fungi; Basidiomycota; Tremellomycetes; Filobasidiales; Filobasidiaceae
Exons: 4
Coding region: 264-1736 (490 amino acids)
Source: RefSeq, a predicted model, not a curated record